Puccinia graminis f. sp. tritici CRL 75-36-700-3 is the source of this 996-nucleotide messenger RNA. RefSeq lists its product as uncharacterized. The transcript has 5 exons. Bases 1 to 996 code for a protein of 331 amino acids. Gene Ontology annotation, molecular function: ATP binding; 3'-5' DNA helicase activity; nucleic acid binding. The record is from RefSeq and is a predicted model, not a curated record. Gene Ontology annotation, cellular component: cytoplasm; nucleus; chromosome. Gene Ontology annotation, biological process: double-strand break repair via homologous recombination. NCBI's taxonomy places the organism in Eukaryota, Fungi, Basidiomycota, Pucciniomycetes, Pucciniales, Pucciniaceae.
AUGGGCGCAUUGAAUCCGGAUAUCCGCGCGGAUGCGGAUAUCCGCUCACAAUUUCAGCGGAAAUACACAUCCGCAUCCGCCGGCGGAUACCCCCCAGCGUUGGCGGGUAUCCGCGCGGAUACCCCGCCCUCUGAAUGGGCGGCGAGGCUCUUCCAGGAGGUUGACCCUGCAUUAUGUCUCGUUUAUGUUACUCCUGAGAGGAUCAUGAGAAGCUCGGUGUUGUCUAACAUCCUAACUGACCUCAAAAAUCGCAAGUUGUUGGCUCGCUUUGUUUUUGAUGAGGCUCACUGUGUAAGUCAAUGGGGACACGAUUUUCGUCCCGAUUAUAAGGGCAUCGGACCGAUGCUUCGUAUAGAGUUCAAGAAUAUUCCAUUUAUCGCCUUGACGGCAACAGCAAACCACAGGGUUCAACAGGACGUGACGUCGAACCUGAAGAUCACCGGUUGUCGGGUCUUGACCCAGUCCUUCAACCGAAUCAACCUGAGAUAUGAGGUUCGACCCAAGACGAAGGACGUGCUGAAUGACAUCAUUCAGAUCAUCACUGUCGAUCAUAAAGGUGAAAUUGGGAUCAUCUAUUGUCUUUCAAAGAAGCAGUUUGAAGAGGUUGCCACACACCUCUCUGCCAAGAACCGGAUAAAAGCCCAUCACUACCAUGCUACGAUCGGUACCAGCUCGUCGGGAGGGGUUCCUCCCGACGAGCUGGUUUUAAACCAGCUCGCUGGGAGGAAGCGCUCCCAGCGAGUUGGCCUGUGGACGCUCGCCGGGAGGAACCCCUCGCGACGAGCUGGUUUAAAAACCACGGGAGGGAUUCCUCCCGGCGGUGUGGCCUCUUGGCACCGGGUAUCCCAAGGGAUACCCGGAUACCCGCCAGUAUUUCAGGGGGAAGGGUGCAUCCGCACCCCAAUCCGCACCCGCUGGCAGGUAUCCGCUGGCACUGGCGGGUAUCCGCCAGCGGAUAGCGGAUAUCCGCGGCAGAUUAUCCGCGACCAUCUCUAG